AUGGGAGAUGCAUUCGAUCAAAGAUUCGAAGCGGCUUUCGAUGAAUGUUUUGAAGAUACAUACAACAACAUCGUGGAGAACCGAACAAAGAAACAAAGCAAACGUGCAUAUGUCGAACGAAACCGCGAAGAGGGCUAUACCCGUCUAUGGAAUGACUACUUCAGUGAAGAUCCGAUAUUUUCGGCUCAUUUAUUCAGACAGCGUUUCCGCAUGAACAAGGCAGUAUUCAUGCGUAUUGUCGAUCGCCUCUUAGAAAAUGUUCCAUUCUUUCAACAAAGGAGAGAUGAUGUCGGAAGGUUAGGUCUAUCUCCACUACAAAAGUGUACGGCAGCUCUUCGUAUGCUUGCUUAUGGCUGUGCAGCUGACGCCGUUGACGUAUCUCCGACUUGGUGA
This is a messenger RNA of Brassica napus (rape), 393 nucleotides long. RefSeq lists its product as uncharacterized. Lineage: Eukaryota; Viridiplantae; Streptophyta; Magnoliopsida; Brassicales; Brassicaceae. The transcript has a single exon. The coding region runs from base 1 to 393 and encodes 130 amino acids. The record is from RefSeq and is a predicted model, not a curated record.